GUGAUUGUUGGUGGCCUAAUAGCCAUGUUGUUGAGGAGAAAAGGUUCUCGUUGGUGGCCUAUAAGCCAUGUUGUUGAAUACGGUGAGGUUUUGGAUUCACAUGGCGAUGACAUUGAUGAGGUGACUUCACUCUUUAGGCUUUUCUAAAUGGCCGUCUCGAUCUUUUUCAAGCUGAGAAUGUAGGCAAGCUUGUAACAUCUAAGUCGAUGUCUACAGCAGAGGCUGCACUGGCAGGAUUGCAGAGGCAACGCGAGCAGCUCGUUCGAGAAAGAUCAUCAUAUUUCAGUUGGUUAUGGUGCUGUCAUUUCUCUCGAGAAUUCCAUUCAGCGUAUUCUAUAAUCAUCUCCCAAAUUUCACUUGUUCCUCCCUCUCCACAAGUUAUACGACCGGCCCAUGAGUCCAUAGAUCGCUUGUUAAAUGUUCUGCUAAAGUUGAACGACACCGGCUACAGAAAGAUCAGGAUGAUGGUGAAUGCUUUAGAUGAACGCGUCAAAGAGGCCAUGUGGGAAUUAGAAGAUUUACUAGAACCAUCUCACCCAUGAGAUUAUUCUACAACUCGAAAGAAGCUCGAAGGCGAGAGAUUGCUUGUCUUUCUCAGUGGAUCUGUUGAGUCUGCGACAGAGUGCUGAUAUCUUCGUCUGUAGGGUGACGAUGAUGGAGAUAUAUUAUACGAUGUUGAACUGCUUUAUAUGCUUGAAGAAGAAGACGAACCUAUUUCCUCAAGAAUUAAUUUUGGUGGAAUAUUUCCUCAAAGAUGGUGGAAAUUAUCUUCUUGGAGAUGGCAGGGGUUGGAAAGACAACUAUUGCCAAGAAACUUAACGAUCCAUCAACUCAGGUUAGAACGCUAUGUCUUUCAACGCCCAUGGUGGGAUAUAGAAUCAGAAUGUUUUUUGAAACUUAAGAUGCUUAUAAUGGAAGAUAAUGAUCUAGUGCGAUGGAGAGCUCAACAUGGAAGCCUCCGGUGCUUCACCUUCUAAGCAUACGACAUUGCGACAAACUACAAAAACAAGAUUGGACCCAUGAUCCCUUCUGCCAAGUAAUUAUCAGAAUCUCUCUUCCGUGUUCGUUGCCACUCUUCUUUUUGAGCCUACCAUUUCAUUAUACCACCACAACCAACCAACCGCCGUCACCAACUCCUCCCUCUUCACCACCGCCGCCACCGCCACCACCACCACCACCAACAAUUGCAGCCUACUCUGCCCUGAUCCUUCAUAUUUCCAUCAAGUGAUGGCGGCUUAUGCUGCAGCGGUCUCUCUCAAGAAUACGAUUCGGUGUAUUCUACAAUCGUCUCGCAUUUCGCUGGUUCCUCCCUUUCCACAAAUCUUACACCUGGCCUACGAGGCCAUGUGUCGUUUGCAGAAAGUAUUGCUGAAGUUGGACGACACAGGCUACAACAAGAUAAGGACGAAGGUGAAUGCUUUGGAUGAACAAAUCAAAGUGGCCAUAUGGGAAUUCGAAGAUUUACUCGAAUCUCAUUUCACCCAUCAGAUUCUUCCACAACUUGAGAGGGAUCACUCGUCUUUCUCUCUAGAUUUGCAGAAUCUGCGAGAGAGUGUUGAUAACUUCAUCGAGAGGGUGGCGGUGAUGGAGGAGGACUACGAUAUUGAACUGCUGAAUAUGCCUGAAGAAGAAAGCGAACCUAUCUCCUCAAGGAUUGAUUUUUGUGGAAUCAACUCAAAGAUGGCUGGAUCAUGUAAUUGUUAUAAGUUUACCAAGGAUAAUAUUCUUGCAGAAGAUCAAGGAAUUUGCUUUUCCGUUAUUGGGAUGGCAGGGGUUGGAAAGACAACUCUAGCUAAGAAAUUGUUUGACGAUCCAUCCAUUCAGACACAUUUUGAGCUUCGAGCAUGGGUCAAAGUUGGCAGAAAAUGUGAAUCCAAUGAAACAUUAAAAUGCAUUCUAGCUCAACUGGAUCCCAACACUCGCCAUCAAAUGCUUACCCAAGGAGAGGACGACGAAGACUUUGAGAAAUUAGUUGGAGUCUUGGAAGAGAGAUUGAAGGAUAAGAAGUGUCUUAUUGUGAUGGACGAUGUAUGGGAAUGGGACAGACGACUAAUGGAUAGAUUUCCAAAAGAGAAUGUCCGGGUCUUGCUUACAAGCAGGCUUAGAAUGGAAGGAUUUCCAUUUCUAAGAAUGUGCAAGUUAGAUGAAAAAGAAAGUAAGAAAUUGCUUGGCGAGAAGCUGUUUGGUGAGCAUGGUUUCCCUCCUCAUCUUGAGAAAUUGGGAGAGAAGAUUGUCAAAAAAUGUGAAGGUCUUCCGCUUUUGAUAGUCACGGUUGCAGAGCUUCUAUCCAAAGAAGACAUGACCACACAAUACUGGACUGAGGUAGCAGAAAAGCAACAUAAUACAGUUUUCAUGGAUGCUUAUGAUCAAAUAUCAGAGGUACUCUAUCCCAGCUAUGAAUACUUGCAUCAACAUUUGAAAAUGUUCUUUCUCUAUUUGGGAGCUUAUCCUCCAUAUAUUGAUAUCCAUAAAACUGAAUUUGAGCAUCAGAUGAUUGCUGAAGGAUUUCUUGAACCGAUUAGAGAACACACUAUACAAGAAUAUAUCAAGAAUUGCUUAGCUAUUCUUUUUGACUGGUAUAAUCUUAUUCUGCAUGAAGGCAAUUUAAAUUCUUGGUUUUCACAACACAAGUUGUGCGUGCAUUCUUGCUGGCAGCACGUGUGUAAGAAAGAAGCUAGUAAAACCAAGUUUUUGCAUGUCUUAAAAAGUUGCGAUGAAGUUAUGAAAGACCAACGUCGGUUAUGUGUCCAUAGGAACACUUUAUUUUCCUUCAAAGAAGUGUAUGAUUCAAUAAAAAGUGACUGUGCAUCUACUGCCCGUUCUCUCCUUUGUUUUGGUCCUUACCACAAUUAUCCAGUGCCAAUUCAUGCCAUGGAUUUCAAGUUGCUAAAGGUACUAAAUGCAUAUAGUAUCCGAUUUUACCAUAUCCCACUUGAAAUUCUGAAACUAGUUUGUCUGAAGUACCUUACCAUAACUUGCGACAAAGAGCUCCCUAAUUUAAUAUCCAACCUUUUUCACCUUCAAACGUUGAUUAUCAGAAGGCAUAAUAACAUUAAAAGGUGUGGAAUUUUGUCAUAUAUGCCAGUGGAAGUAUGGGGCAUGCAAGAACUACAACAUCUUGAGGUUAUUGGAAGAGACUUACCAACCCCUAAUUUUAAUGCUACUUUGGAAAAACUCUGUUGUCUUUGUAGUGUGAGUGUAAAGAGUUGCACUAGAGAAAUUUUGAAAAGAAUCCCGAAUUUAAUGAUAUUAGGAAUUCUGAUGGAGUUGAAGCCUUACGAUGACGGUGAUGCCAGCCCACUAAGUGGCUUGGAUAAUAUCUCUGAAGAACUCCUGAAUUUGGGGAAGCUUGUGUAUUCUGUAUCGAACCCUGAGAUGAAAUACGAGUGUAUGGUUCCUCUUUCAAUGUUCUCGUCAAGUCUGUUUAUGUUGGAAUUGAGUGGCUUAGGGUGUCCAUGGAAGCACAUGAAUGAUAUUGGUUCGCUGCUGCCAAAUCUUCGAGAUCUCAAAUUAGAACACUAUGCCUUUCGAGGACCAAAGUGGGAUAUAGAAUAUGGUUGUUUUAAGAAACUUGAGACACUUGUAAUUGAAGAUACUGAUCUAGUGCAAUGGAAAGCUCUACAUGGAAGCCUUCCAAUGCUUCGCCUCCUAAGCAUACGGCAUUGCUACAAAUUAAAGCAACUCGAUUGGAUGCGUGAUCCUUCAACGGCCACAAAGACUACAAUUGAAUUAGUUGAGUGCAGUCCCUUAGUUGCCGGUUCGGUCUGGCGAUUAAAGAAAUCUCUCUUUAAAGUUCUUUGGUACUCUUCUUUUUUAUAGAUGAGUAGUCUUUGCUAGACUCUCAACUCGGUUCUGGAAAAUGAGAGAGCAGAAGGGAUAAGACGUCGAGUUAUCCCAUCAUUUUAAGGAUUGUGAUUUGUUAUCGAGUCCGUUGUAUUUUAAAGUCGUUUUCUGUAGUCGAGUUAUAAUCGUGUGUGGGCAUAUUAUAAGCUCCUUCAUGGGUUAUUCUUCGGUUGGUUCUUUUCCCACGUCGU
Messenger RNA from Salvia hispanica, 4034 nucleotides. The record is from RefSeq and is a predicted model, not a curated record. Lineage: Eukaryota; Viridiplantae; Streptophyta; Magnoliopsida; Lamiales; Lamiaceae.